AUUGGCAUUGGACGGUCACUCUGCUCGCCAGAGUUCAUAUUCAUUGCUUAUAAUUUCAACUAAUUCAACGUGUCUCGCUUUAGUGGGCAUUAUGGUCGACAAUUUGGAGCCCCUGGAGCCCAGCCUACAGAAUCUCGUUGAGCAGGACUCCCUGAAGUGGAUCUUUGUUGGCGGAAAGGGCGGCGUGGGCAAGACGACUUGCAGUUCCAGCCUGGCCGUUCAGUUGUCGAAAGUGCGCGAAUCGGUUCUGAUCAUAUCCACAGAUCCGGCCCACAACAUAUCGGAUGCAUUCGAUCAAAAGUUCACCAAGGUGCCCACAAAGGUUAAUGGCUUCGACAACCUGUUCGCCAUGGAAAUCGACCCCAAUGCCGGUCUUAACGAGCUGCCCGAGGAGUACUUCGAGGGCGAAAACGAGGCGCUGCGCGUGAGCAAGGGCGUCAUGCAGGAGAUGAUUAACGCUCUACCCGGCAUCGACGAGGCGAUGAGCUAUGCGGAGGUAAUGAAGCUGGUCAAGGGCAUGAACUUCUCGGUAGUCGUCUUCGACACGGCGCCCACAGGACAUACACUGCGUCUGAUUGCGUUUCCCCAAGUGGUGGAGAAGGGGCUGGGCAAGCUGCUGCGUCUUAAGAUGAAGGUGGCGCCGCUGCUGUCACAGUUCGUCUCCAUGCUGGGCAUGGCUGACUUAAACGCCGACACACUCUCCCAGAAGCUAGACGACAUGCUGCGCGUCAUUACCCAGGUCAACGAGCAGUUCAAAAACCCAGAUCAAACUACAUUUGUAUGCGUUUGCAUAGCAGAGUUCUUCUCGCUGUACGAGACAGAACGGCUGGUCCAAGAGCUAACCAAGUGCGGCAUCGACGUCCAUAACAUAAUUGUAAACCAGUUGCUGUUUCUGCAGAACUCACACGACUCGUGCAGCAUGUGCGCCUCCCGCUUUAAGAUUCAGGAGAAGUACCUGGACCAGAUUGCCGACCUGUAUGAAGACUUCCAUGUAACCAAGUUGCCGCUCCUCGAGAAAGAGGUGCGCGGUCCAGAGAGCAUCCGUUCCUUCUCCGAGAACCUUAUGAAGCCCUACGAGCCAAAGGCAAAGCCCAAGGAAUAGGAAUGGCCGCCCAACCCUUAACCCAUCCGUUUGUAAGUUUCUUCCUUAGUCCGUGUGUAAACAGAAAGUGCGUAAAAUAAAUUAAAGUUGAGGUAGCGAUCCCCGAAGGAAACUGCUUCGACGUGUAAUGCGUA
This is a messenger RNA of Drosophila yakuba, 1236 nucleotides long. RefSeq names its product ATPase ASNA1 homolog. Gene Ontology annotation, molecular function: ATP binding; ATP hydrolysis activity. Gene Ontology annotation, biological process: post-translational protein targeting to endoplasmic reticulum membrane. The transcript is spliced from 4 exons. The record is from RefSeq and is a predicted model, not a curated record. The coding region runs from base 92 to 1102 and encodes 336 amino acids. Gene Ontology annotation, cellular component: GET complex. NCBI's taxonomy places the organism in Eukaryota, Metazoa, Arthropoda, Insecta, Diptera, Drosophilidae.